AUGGGUCAACUUCCUAUAGAGCGAGUUACUCCAUCCCGUCCUUUUUUACACACAGGCAUUGACUAUGCUGGGCCCUUCCUUACAAAGACUUGGAGAGGGAAGAAUGCCAGAACGUACAAGGCCUACAUUGCCUUGUUUGUCUGCCAAUCAACCUCUGCAGUACAUCUGGAGUUAGUCACUGACUAUACCACUGAAGGAUUCAUCGCUGCAUAUAAACGAUUCACAUCAAGAAGAGGUAUCUGUGCAACUUUAAGAAGUGAUUGCGGUACUAAUCUUAAAGGUGCAGACUCUGAGCUCAGAAAGCUCUUUUCAUCGGCCUCAACUGAAUUCGGAGACUUAGCAAAUCUUCUAGCGAACGAUGGUACUCAAUGGCUUUUCAAUCCCCCUGCAGCUCCUCACUUUGGAGGGAAAUGGGAGUCCGGGGGUAAAUCUGUGAAAUUUCACCUCAAACGAGUGGUUGGAGACCAUCUUCUAACGUACGAGGAAAUGUCUACACUCUUAACUCAGAUAGAAGCCGUUCUGAAUUCUCGACCUCUCAGCCCUCUGUCCGAUGAUCCAGACGAUAUAAAUGCCUUGACACCUGGGCACUUUCUUAUUGGAACCGCUAUCUCUACUAUUCCAGAACCAUCGCUUGAAUCUGUCAAAAGCUCUCAUCUCACUCGGUGGCAACUCAAUCGUCAAAUGUUGGAGAGCUUUUGGACACGGUGGUCAAGAGAAUGCUUACAAAGAUAUCUUGCAGUUUAUAAGUGGAACAGAACCAACCCUUCGAUUCAAGAGGGCUCUCUCGUGUUAGUGAUGGAUGAGCGAUAUCCCCCUUCCAAAUGGCCAUUGGGUCGAAUUACUAAAACUCAUCCUGGUAAGGAUGGACUCACCCGCGUAGUCUUGAUUCGUACGCAGACCUCCCUCCUCAAACGUCCAAUAGUGAAGAUCUGUCCUUUACCUAUCUCUAAUCAUACAGAAGGCGAGGUGAUCCGGUGUGGUUUCGGAUGUUAUACCAUCUCUUGUCCGCCAACGUCUGGGAGUCUCAAAAUCAUCAACGCCACGGAAAACCAUUCGUUUCAAGAAGCACGCAUGAGACUAGAUUUCAUACAAUCACCAUAUUGCGGAAGAGACAAGCUAAGUGCAAGGAUCGGUUCGGGUGUAGCUACGUCUCUUUCUUUAGUGUCUUCGGAUCAGGGCUAA
Vollenhovia emeryi is the source of this 1182-nucleotide messenger RNA. RefSeq lists its product as uncharacterized. NCBI's taxonomy places the organism in Eukaryota, Metazoa, Arthropoda, Insecta, Hymenoptera, Formicidae. Bases 1 to 1182 code for a protein of 393 amino acids. The record is from RefSeq and is a predicted model, not a curated record. Gene Ontology annotation, biological process: DNA integration. The transcript is spliced from 2 exons. Gene Ontology annotation, molecular function: nucleic acid binding.